Messenger RNA from Rangifer tarandus platyrhynchus (Svalbard reindeer), 219 nucleotides. Lineage: Eukaryota; Metazoa; Chordata; Mammalia; Artiodactyla; Cervidae. The record is from the annotation of a GenBank genome assembly.
AUGGCAGCCUGGUGCGUCCUUCGGAGGCCACGCUACAAGUGCAAGGCACAGACAGUGUACAACGCCGAGCUCGCUAGGACGACCACGCCAGUCCUCGGACAAGGGCGCUGUCACGCCGGCUACGACGAAGACCCGCUUCGGGCAGCCGUCCAGGAUAGUGACCUGGUUUGCGAAUCUUCUAUGGAAGGCGCCCGUCUUCCGUGGGACAGGCUGGUGUAA